AUCGAAUCCUCUCUCUCUCUCUCACGAUCGCGUUCGCUGGAUUCUUCUCCAAGGUGGAUUGGGCUUUCUUUCACUUGAAUGAAUAUUUAUUGGCUUCUUCAAAAAUAGUAUGAUGGAAGAAGAGGAUGAAUCGAAAGAGAUAAAAACAUCCGGUAUUGAAUUAGAUAGUGGUGGGGUAGUAGAUGGUAGUGUGAUGCAAUCUGGUAAGAGUAAUCAGAAAGAAAAUCUAAGUGUUGGCAGUGGCGUUGAGGAUGAACAUGAAGUUGAAAAACAAGGACGUGGAGUUGAUUUUGCAACAUCACUUGUGGAUGAGAGUCAGUUUGAGCAAGUGUAUUUGAAAGAUCAAGAGAAGAAUAAUGAGUAUGCAUAUUCAAAACAACCGUCAGGUCUAGAUGAUGUACAGCAACCAGUUGAUGGAAAUGCAGAGGAUUUUCAAUAUCCGUCUGGGACGUAUUCGACAGGGUAUUCUUCUCCAGUUGCUGACAUGCAACAUUAUCCAUUUAGUCCAGAGGCAGAGGAACAUUUUGGUCAGUCUGCCUCAUCAACUGGUUUAAAUACACCUGGAUUUUCUCCUGUUCGUUCUCCAUCAAAGCCAAGACAAAAAAAUGCCGUGCCAAAUGUGUCCGCAGAGUUAUUGCAUUUAGUUGAUUCAGCUAUCAUGGGGAAACCAGAAAGUAUGGAAAAGCUAAAGAACAUUGCAAGCGGUGUAGAAAUUUUAGGGAAUGGCGAGGAGAUGGAGAACGUUGCUUUCUUAAUAGUAGAUUCACUUCUUGCAACAAUGGGUGGAGUUGAAAGUUUUGAUGAGGAUGGUGCUAACAAUCCUCCUAGUGUAAUGCUGAACUCUCGGGCUGCCAUCGUGUCGGGCGAACUUAUUCCCUGGCUUCCUUAUGUAGGUGAUUCUGACGCUGUCAUGUCACCUAGGACACGUAUGGUGAGGGGACUACUUGCCAUAUUACGUGCUUGCACUAGAAAUAGAGCAAUGUGCUCAAUGGCUGGUCUAUUAGCAGUACUGUUGAGAACAGCAGAAAAGAUUUUUACUGUGGAUGUUGGCUUAAAUGGGCAAAUAAGGUGGGACGGAACUCCCUUGUGCCACUGCAUACAGUACUUGGCUGGGCAUUCUCUUAGUGUUCGUGAUCUUCAUAGAUGGUUCCAAAUCAUCACAAGAACCCUUACCACGAUAUGGGCUCCACGCUUAAUGAUUGCAAUGGAGAAAGCAAUGAAUGAAAAGGAGUCAAGUGGACCAGCUUGCACGUUUGAGUUCGAUGGUGAAAGUUCUGGUUUGCUUGGUCCAGGUGAGAAAAGCUGGCCAUUUAUCAAUGGGUAUGCAUUUGCAACAUGGAUCUACAUUGAAUCAUUUGCCGACGCAUUAAAUACUGCCACAGUUGCGGCUGCAAUCGCUGCUGCUGCAGCAGCUAAGUCUGGUAGAUCAUCAGCUAUGUCAGCUGCAGCUGCAGCUAGUGCACUUGCUGGUGAAGGUACAGCACACAUGCCUCGCUUAUUUAGUUUUUUAUCUUCUGAUAAUCAGGGGAUAGAGGCUUAUUUUCAUGCACAAUUUUUGGUUGUUGAAACUGGUAUCGGAAAGGGAAAGAGAUCUGCUUUGCAUUUUACAUAUGCAUUCAAACCACAGUGCUGGUACUUCAUUGGUGUUGAACAUAUAGGCAAGCAUGGAAUCAUUGGGAAUGCAGAAAGCGAAGUGAGGUUAUACGUAGAUGGGUCUUUAUAUGAAAGUCGUCCAUUUGAGUUCCCUAAGAUUUCCAAGCCCCUUGCAUUUUGCUGCAUAGGAACUAACCCUCCUCCUACUAUGGCUGGUUUGCAACGCCGUCGUCGUCAGUGUCCUUUGUUUGCGGAGAUGGGCCCGGUUUACAUCUUUAAAGAUCCAAUUGGCCAAGAAAAAAUGGCACGUUUGGCUUCUAGAGGAGGUGAUAUAGUGCCUUCGUUUGGUAAUGCAGCAGGGAUUCCAUGGCUUGCAACAAAUGCCCAUGUGCAAAGCAAGGCAGAAGAAAGUGUUCUAUUGGAUGCAGAAGUCGGAGGUUUCAUUCACCUGCUCUACCAUCCUAGUUUGCUUAGUGGGCGUUUCUGUCCAGAUGCUUCACCUCCAGGUGCUGCAGGAUUGCUCCGACGUCCAGCUGAGGUUCUUGGGCAAGUCCAUGUUGCUACACGGAUGAGGCCUGUUGAUGCUUUGUGGGCAUUGGCUUAUGGUGGUCCACUGUCUUUGCUUCCCUUGGCUAUAAGCAAUUUACGUGAGGAUACUCUAGAACCAAAGCAAGGGAAUUUUUCUGUAUCUAUAGCCACCACGUCUCUUGCUGGUCCUAUAUUUAGAAUUAUAUCCACAGCUAUUAAAUAUCCAAAGAAUAAUGAGGAGUUAUCUCGUGGUAGAGGGCCUGAGGUUCUUUCAAAAAUUUUGAACUAUCUUCUCCAAACAAUAUCUUCCUUUGAUGUUGAGAAGAGUGAUGGUGUAAGAGAUGAGGAACUUGUUGCAGCUGUUGUCUCACUUUGUCAAUCUCAGAACAUUAACCAUCCACUUAAAGUGCAGCUCUUCACUACGCUGCUAUUAGACUUAAAAAUUUGGAGCUUGUGUAGUUAUGGAAUACAAAAGAAGCUUCUAUCAUCACUUGCUGACAUGGUUUUCACUGAGUCAACAGUGAUGCGAGAUGCCAAUGCCAUUCAGAUGCUUCUUGAUGGGUGCAGAAAAUGCUAUUGGAUUAUUCCUGAAAAGGAUUCAGUAAAUACCUUUUCCCUAACUGGAACAAGACCAGUUGGUGAAAUCAAUGCUUUGGUCGAUGAGCUCUUAGUGGUAAUUGAACUUCUAAUAGUAGCAGCAUCUCCUUCUUUUGCAUCAGAUGAUGUCCGAUGUUUACUUGGAUUCUUGGUUGACAGUCCACAACCCAGUCAGAUUGCUAGAAUGUUGCAUCUCUUCUACAGGUUAGUUGUGCAACCAAAUAAAUCUAGAGCUCAAACAUUUGCAGAGGCAUUCCUAGCGUCUGGUGGUAUUGAAACGCUACUUGUCCUUCUCCAAAGGGAAGCUAAAGCUGGAGACAAUGAUGUCUUGGAAUCAAUGUCAAAGCAUUCUGAUCUUUCAAAACCUGAGACUAACAGUAGAAUUGAGACCAGAGAAAGAUGUCAGUAUGAUGAAGCAUUUGAGGAGAAAAGUGAAUACGUUUUACAAGACAAUGACCAAGGUUCUCAAUUUGUUGAUAGUGGCAGUUAUCUUGAUGAUCCUGGUUCUCCUGAUGCGAAUAGUGAAAGGAUGGCAUUAACCUCUGAACUUUCGUCUGACAAGAACUUGGGAGGCAUAAGUCUAUCUAUUAGUGCCGACAGUGCUAGAAAAAAUGUUUACAAUGUUGAUAAAAGUGAUGGCAUUGUUGUUCGAAUAAUAGGUCUCUUGGGUGCUUUAGUAGCUUCUGGGCAUUUGAAGUUUGAUUGCCCUGCUGGUCCAGAUACAUCAAGCAACCUUUUGGGUGUUGGACUAGAUGAAGGAGGUUGUACUAUGUUUGAUGAUAAAGUUUCUCUUCUUCUUUAUGCCUUACAGAAGGCUUUUCAAGCUGCACCCAACAGGCUAAUGACUAACAAUGUUUACACAGCCUUAUUGGCUGCCUCGUUAAAUGCUUCUUCAACUGAGGAUGGACUGAAUUUCUCUGAUUCUGGUCACCGCUUCAAGCAUUCACAACUUCUAUUGGUGCUUUUGCAUUCCCUUCCAUUUGCGCCAAGGCCUCUGCAGAGAAGAGUACUUCAGGAUGUUCUAUUUUUGGCUUGCAGUCAUCCAGAAAACAGAACCAAUCUGACAAAUAUGGAGGAAUGGCCAGAAUGGAUUUUAGAGGUCCUAAUAUCAAACCAUGAGGUGGGUUCAAGCAAAUCAUCUGAUCAUACAAGCCCAAGAGACAUAGAGGACCUUAUACAUAACUUCCUUAUGACCUUACUAGAACAUUCGAUGCGCCAAAAAGAUGGAUGGAAGGAUAUUGAAGCAACAAUUCAUUGUGCUGAAUGGCUUUGUAUUGUGGGUGGAUCUAGCACAGGAGAACAUAGGAUGAGGCGUGAGGAAGCAUUGCCUAUAUUCAAGAGGAGACUUUUAGGUGCCUUGUUGGAGUUUUCUGCUCAAGAAUUGCAGGUUCAGACUCACACUAUUGCUGCAGCUGCUGCUGGCGUUGCAGCUGAGGGUUUGUCUCCAGAUCUCGCUAAGGUGGAGGCUGAGAAUGCAGCUUACCUGUCAGUGGCAUUAGUAGAGAAUGCUAUUGUGAUACUUAUGCUUGUUGAGGAUCAUUUAAGGUUACAGAGCAAACAGUUUACUUUACGCGCCACAGAUGUCUCUCCAUCUCCCCUUUCUCUUUUUUUUCCAGCCCAGGAUAACUCACCGUCAUUGUCAGUAACUGGAGAAUCAACAGAAGUUAUGGGUGAUCGCACAUCGUCCUCUAGUAAUUCUGGGGCAGUCUCUCUAGAUGUCCUUGCUUCGAUGGCUGAUGCAAAUGGUCAAAUAUCCACUUCCGUGAUGGAAAGGCUUGCUGCUGCUGCUGCUGCUGAGCCUUAUGAAUCUGUUUCUUGUGCUUUUGUAUCCUAUGGGUCCUGCGCUAAGGAUUUAGCUAAUGGCUGGAAAUUUCGGAGCCGUUUGUGGUAUGGCGUCGGCCUUCCUUCGAAGGGAACUCCACUUGGUGGUGGUGCAGGAGGAUGGGAAAUUUGGAAGUCAGCUUUGGAGAAAGAUGGCAAUGGCAACUGGGUUGAGCUUCCUCUGGUGAAGAAGUCUAUGGCAAUGCUCCAAGCAUUGUUGCUAGAUGAGUCCGGCCUUGGUGGCGGUCUUGGAAUUGGCGGAGGGUCAGGCACUGGGAUGGGAGCAAUGGCUGCAUUGUACCAGCUAUUAGACAGUGACCAACCAUUCUUUUGCAUGCUCCGGAUGGUUCUUCUAUCAAUGAGGGAAGAAGAUGAUGGGGGAGAACAUAUGCUGAUGAAGACUUCAACAAUUGAGGAUGCAAUCUCUGAAGGAAGGAAACAAAACUCGACACUUUUGUGGAGUGUCCUCUCUCCAGUUCUGAACAUGCCAAUUUCUGAGUUUAAAAGACAAAGAGUGUUGGUAGCAUGCUGUUUACUUUAUUCUGAGGUGUACCAUGCUGUUAGCAUAGACCAAAAGCCUCUCCGUAAACAGUACCUUGAGGCUAUUUUACCUCCAUUUGUUGCGGUCUUGAGGAGGUGGCGCCCCAUCUUGGCUGGAACCCAUGAACUCGCAACUACUGAUGGUCUGAAUCCUCUUACCGUAGAUGAUCCUGCACUAGCUGCUGAUGCCCUUCCAGUCGAGGCUGCUCUGGCAAUGAUGUCUCCAGCCUGGGCUGCUGCUUUUGCAUCUCCACCUGCAGCAAUGGCAUUGGCUAUGGCAGCAGCUGGUACUUCAGGUGGUGAAAGUCGUGCCCCUGUAAGAAAUACCCAACUUAGGCGUGACACCUCAUUGAUGGAACGGAAACAACAGGCUAAGCUUACUACAUUUUCAAGCUUUCAAAAACCUUUAGAAGCACCUACUAAAACUCCUCCAUUACCCAAGGACAAAGCUGCAGCAAAAGCUGCUGCUUUGGCAGCAGCUCGUGAUCUUCAACGAUUUUCAAAGAUUGGUGCUGGAAGAGGUCUUAGUGCUGUUGCAAUGGCUACAUCUGCUCAGCGAAGGAAUGCUAGUGAUAUGGAGCGUGUUAAGAGGUGGACUAUAACUGAAGCAAUGGGAGUUGCCUGGAUGGAAUGUUUGCAGCCAGUUGAUACAAAGUCAGUGUAUGAGAAAGAUUUUAAUGCUUUAUCAUAUAAAUUCAUUGCAGUUCUAGUUGCCAGUUUUGCCCUAGCAAGGAACAUGCAACGGUCUGAGAUUGACAGGCGUGGUAAUGUUGAUAUAAUAGCUAGGCAUCGAAUCAAUACAGGAAUCCGUGGGUGGCGCAAACUUAUUCGGCAGUUAAUUGAGAUGAGAACUCUUUUUGGGCCUUUUGCGGAUCAUUUAUACAGCCCACCUCUUGUUUUUUGGAAGCUAGAUUUUAUGGAAAGUUCUUGCCGGAUGAGAAGAUGUUUGAAGAGGAAUUACCGAGGAUAUGAUCAUUUAGGUGCUGCAGCCAAUUAUGAUGAUGAUAAUUCAGAGAAGAAUAAAGAUCAGAAAACACCAAUUUUAUCAGCAGAAGCAAUCUCAAUAGACGGUAUAAAUGAAGAUGAAGAACAGGCUGAAAUUGAUAAUCUGGACGCUAAGGUUAAUGAUAUUGAAGACAAAGUAAUGAAUCAGCCUCCUAAACUUUCUGAACCAGUAGAGCAAACUGUAGAGCAAUCUUUAGAAACCAGUGCAACCAAACUUUCGAGUGUUGAAGGUAUUGUUCGAAGUUCUUCGGGGAUUGCACCUGGCUAUGUUCCAAGUGAACUUGAUGAAAGAAUUGUUCUUGAGCUACCCUCAUCAAUGGUCCAGCCACUUAGGGUAUUACAAGGAACCUUCCAAGUAACCAGUAGGAGGAUAAAUUUUAUAGUAGAUAACAGUGCAUGCAGCACCCCCGUGGAUGGUUUGGAUAUCAAUUCUGAGGCAUGGGACCAAGAAAAGGAUCGUAGCUGGUUAACGUCAUCCCUUCAUCAAAUUUUUAGCCGGAGAUAUCUCCUUAGAAGAAGUGCGCUGGAGCUAUUUAUGGUGGACCGUUCAAAUUUUUUCUUUGACUUUGGGAGUAGUGAGGGGCGAAGGAAUGCAUAUCGAGCAAUUGUUCAAUCACGGCCUCCUCAUUUAAACAAUAUAUAUUUGGCCACUCAAAGGCCAGAACAACUUUUGAAAAGAAUACAACUUAUGGAGCGCUGGGCUAGGUGGGAGAUCAGUAAUUUUGACUACCUAAUGCAACUCAAUACACUGGCUGGGCGUAGUUAUAAUGAUAUAACACAGUACCCAGUUUUCCCCUGGAUUCUUUCUGAUUACAGUUCUGAGAGCUUGGAUCUUUCUAACCCUUCUUCUUACCGAGAUCUUUCAAAGCCUAUUGGUGCACUGAACCCAGACCGUCUGACAAAAUUUCAAGAGAGAUAUGCUAGCUUUAACGACCCAGUCAUCCCCAAAUUCCAUUACGGAUCACACUACUCCAGUGCAGGAACAGUUCUGCAUUAUCUUGUUAGGGUUGAACCAUUCACUACCCUUGCAAUCAAACUUCAAGGUGGAAAAUUUGAUCAUGCGGAUCGGAUGUUCUCAGAUGUUUCUACUACUUGGAAUGGAGUCCUUGAGGACAUGAGUGAUGUGAAGGAAUUGGUUCCCGAGCUAUUUUACCUCCCUGAGGUCCUCACAAACGAAAAUUCAAUUGAUUUUGGCACAACACAAUUGGGAGAAAAGCUUGAUACUGUAAGACUUCCUCCUUGGGCUGAGAAUCCAGUUGAUUUUGUGCAUAAGCAUAGGAUGGCUCUGGAGAGUGAGUAUGCAUCUGCUCAUUUACAUGAGUGGAUUGACCUCAUAUUUGGGUAUAAGCAAAGAGGCAAAGAAGCUAUAGCAGCGAAUAAUGUUUUCUUUUAUGUUACCUAUGAAGGAACAGUGGAUAUUGAUAAAAUAUCUGACCCAGUACAACAGCGUGCGACACAAGAUCAGAUUGCUUAUUUUGGACAGACACCAUCCCAACUUCUGACUGUUCCUCACUUAAAGAAGAAGCCAUUAGCCGAGGUUCUGCAUUUGCAGACAAUAUUUCGAAACCCCAAAGAAGUCAAGCCAUAUGUUGUUCCAUCCCCACAGCACUGCAAUCUACCUGCAGCUGCCAUUCACGCAUCUUCAGACAUGGUUGUGGUUGUUGAUAUGAAUGCACCAGCAGCUCAUAUUGCACAACACAAGUGGCAGCCCAAUACGCCUGAUGGCCAGGGUACUCCAUUCCUUUUUCAUCAUGGGAAAGCUGCAUCAGGGUCUGCUGGUGGACUUAUGCGCAUGUUCAAAGGGGCAAGUGAUGAAGAGUGGCUAUUUCCCAAGGCAUUAGCUUUUGCUGCUUCUGGAAUUAGGAGCCAAGCUAUUGUUGCUGUAACAUGUGACAAAGAAAUCAUUACUGGUGGGCAUGCUGAUAAUAGUAUUAGGGUAGUAUCUUCAGAUGGAGCUAAAACCUUGGAGACAGCUUAUGCGCACUGUGCUCCUGUAACUUGCGUUGGUCUUUCACCGGAUAGUAACUAUCUGGUGACAGGAUCUGAAGAUACAACAGUAAUAAUCUGGAGAAUACAUAGGUCACAUACAUCUCGUGUAUCAGACUCUUCCAUUAGCUCACUUCCUUCAACCAGCGGUACUUCUUCAUCACAUUUGUUCUUCGAAAAGAAUCAGAGACGCCGCAUUCAGGGUCCUCUACAGGUACUUCGGGGGCACCACGGUGAAAUACUUAGUUGUUGUGUCAACUCAGAUGUUGGAGUAGUUGUUUCAUGCUCCGAAUCAUCAGAUGUUCUCUUGCAUUCAAUAAGGAGGGGACGUUUAAUCAAAAGGCUGGAUGGUGUUGAGGCACAUUCUGUUUGCCUUUCCUCUGAAGGGGUUGUCAUGACCUGGAAUGAAUCACAGCAUACUCUCUGUACCUUUACUAUUAAUGGUGUUAUGAUAGCCAAAACUGAAUUAUCUUUCUAUAAAGGCGUCACUUGCAUGGAAAUCUCUGUUGAUGGGAGGAAUGCUUUGCUAGGAAUCAGUUCUGCAGAAAAUAGUAAACCCCAGGAUAACAGUUGGUGGAACAAGACAGGUAUAACUGAUCCUGAUUCACCACCAAAAGAAACUCAUGAAGCCGACAGAAUCGAUGUCCCAUCACCAUCAAUUUGCUUCUUGGAUUUGCACACUCUGGAGGUAAUUCAUGUAAUGAAGCUAGCAGAAGGACAGGAAAUCACAGCUCUUGCACUAAACAAGGAUAACACGAAUCUUUUGGUUUCAACUUUGGAUAAAAAUUUGAUUAUCUUCACUGAUCCAGCUUUAAGCUUGAAGGUGGUUGAUCAAAUGCUCAAGCUUGGUUGGGAAGGUGAUGGGCUUAAGAACCUCAUAAAGUCAUAGCUUUUAGGAUAUAGAGAAGUCGAUUAUAGAUCUCCUAUACAUAAUAAUUAACAAUUAGGAAAAUUAGGAUUGGGGUUUAUACCACUCUUGUUUAUAAGCAUUUUCGUUUCAUCCCUUUGGUUUCAGAGAUGUCUUGUAACAUAUGUGACACUUCUUUUCUUUUUUUUAACCACCACCACAGUAUUAGGCUUUUAGAUUUAGCUCAGGGGUCCUCUUCGCUCUCCCAGCUUUACUGAAGUGCUUGUAUUUGACAGACUUCUCGCUGAGGCUUGAGCCAUUAAAUUUUUUCUCUUCAAUUUUUUCCAUUAUUUUCUCUUUCAGAAUUGUAGUGAAAGAAAAUUUUAUAUAUUAGCUAUUCUUUCUUGUAGUGAAAGAAUAUUUACGAGUAUAUUUCGGCUAAAGGCAUGAGUCUUCAAGUGACACAUUAAUAUAAAUCUUUCCAUCUUUUAUUUUCUAAACCUUGUUAGUAUUAAGUAGGGAAAGAUUCAAAUAUAUCAAUGUUGCCGCAUAUCUUUGUUUUAAUUAUUUUAUAUUAUAUUAAGUAUUCGUCUCUCAUGAAUAAGUUUUAUGUACGUAAUUUAUAAGAUGAAAAUCUGAUAAUAAAUAUAAAAGACCUGUCACUGAAAGUGGUGAAUGUUAGAGAGAAACAAACACUAUCUAAAUGAAAUUACUCUGAUGCCCAUUCUCAAUAUCUAAAUGAAUGGAAUUUUUCACUU
Molecule: messenger RNA, 9675 nt
Organism: Arachis stenosperma
Lineage: Eukaryota; Viridiplantae; Streptophyta; Magnoliopsida; Fabales; Fabaceae
Product: BEACH domain-containing protein C2-like
Exons: 32
Coding region: 110-8959 (2949 amino acids)
Molecular function (GO): protein binding
Source: RefSeq, a predicted model, not a curated record